AUGUCUAAGGGAGUCACUCGGUGGAGGCAAAGCAGGCAGGCUUUCAACUUCUCCUCACUGCUGCUGAGCGCCAAGCGAGAUCACUGGAAAGCGGCGGAGCUUCCCGGAGCAGGACCCUUCCCAUGGCCAGCCUGCGGCGGGGGAUUUGACGCCGUUCCCUUGAAGCCACUUGACCUACCUCCGCCGCCACCUCACUCAGCGAUGUCUUAUUCCCCGCUCUCCGCCUGCACUUGCCUGUGGUUACAUUACCUGCUGCUCUGCAUCCAAGCCCAGAUGUUUGUUGCUGAAGAAAAUGUGGAUUUUCGGAUACAUGUGGAAAAUCAGACACGAGCACGAGACGAUGUCAGCAGGAAGCAGCUCAGACUUUAUCAGCUCUACAGCCGAACCAGUGGGAAGCAUAUCCAGGUGCUGGGAAGGAGGAUCAGUGCCAAAGGAGAAGAUGGAGACAAAUAUGCCCAGCUUCUAGUGGAAACAGACACAUUUGGCAGUCAAGUCCGGAUCAAAGGGAGAGAGACAGACUUUUACCUUUGCAUGAACAGGAAAGGCAAACUAGUAGGGAAGCCAGAUGGCACCAGCAAAGAAUGUGUCUUCAUUGAAAAAGUCUUGGAGAACAACUACACGGCUCUGAUGUCAGCAAAGUACUCAGGCUGGUAUGUUGGAUUCACCAAAAAAGGGAGGCCUCGGAAAGGGCCCAAGACCCGGGAGAACCAGCAAGACGUCCAUUUUAUGAAACGAUACCCAAAGGGACAAGUGGAGUUACAGAAACCUUUCAAGUAUACCACAGUGACGAAGAGGACUAGGAGAAUACGACCAACCAACCCCAGUUAAAAGACCAAGGCAGUGUCGUGCAAAUAAACUACAAGAAUAGACUGUACCAGAGAAAUAUUUUUACACUAAAAAUAAGGGAGAGGUUCUAUUUUUGUACAUUGUUUUUUAAUUUUUUUUAAAGACUGAGUUAAAAAUAGAAAUCCACUGGGGAAGCUGUAAAAGAUUUAUUGUAACUUGAAGAAGAAGAAGGAAAAUGAAUGGCUCUAUUUAAAUUGACUUUUUUUGUGCUGUGGAUUGACAUACAGGUGCUUUAUUUCUCACUGGGAAUGGACAACGUUUGAAAUGGACAAC
Messenger RNA from Pseudonaja textilis, 1119 nucleotides. RefSeq names its product fibroblast growth factor 18 (gene FGF18). Gene Ontology annotation, molecular function: growth factor activity. NCBI's taxonomy places the organism in Eukaryota, Metazoa, Chordata, Lepidosauria, Squamata, Elapidae. The record is from RefSeq and is a predicted model, not a curated record.